Messenger RNA from Pestalotiopsis fici W106-1, 951 nucleotides. RefSeq lists its product as uncharacterized. NCBI's taxonomy places the organism in Eukaryota, Fungi, Ascomycota, Sordariomycetes, Amphisphaeriales, Sporocadaceae. The record is from RefSeq and is a predicted model, not a curated record. The transcript has a single exon. Gene Ontology annotation, molecular function: catalytic activity. The coding region runs from base 1 to 951 and encodes 316 amino acids.
AUGAUAUCCGCCACAAGCCAACUGCUGAUGGCAACUUCAUCGUGGCUCAAGUCGUUUGUCUUCAACGAUGAGAAAUCGAGUUACAGGCCAGAUGGAGACAAACAUACAGACACAUUGGCAGCACCCGCAGUGCCGCCAUGGACAAUAGUGCGCAGACAUGAAGCAUACGACGUCGCCCGUCAGGGUAGCACAAUCCGAAUAUGUCUCAAUCGCCCUCAUCACGGCAACUCGCUGACCUUGACCACCAUGAGGGAUAUGAUCAAGCUGUUUCAAGAGCUAUCCGAUGACAAAGCGGUGCACCGGAUCAUCAUCACAGGCAACGGCCGUUUCUUCUGCACGGGGAUGGAUCUAAAAGAGGAUCUCUUCACGUCCGUUACAGAUCGAUACACCAUACUCCAUGACUUCUUCGCCACCAUAGACGCCUGCCCCAAGCCGACCAUUGCCGUGGUCAACGGGCCGGCUUUCGGUGGGGGUGUCGGUCUGGCCAUGGUCUGCGACGUCCGGAUAUCGCUCAGCACCGCAUACUUUUGCCUGAGCGAAGUAAAGCUGGGCCUGUGUCCGGCCACCAUCUCCAAGUACUUGGUGCGCGAAUGGGGGGUGAGCCUCGCGAGGAUGGCCAUGAUGACCGGUCGACGCAUCAAAUCUCAAACACUGCACGAUGCAGGCAUAAUUCAUGCUGUUGCCUCGGAUAUGGGUUCCAUGGAAAGGACUUUGGAGGACUUUUUACAAGACAUGCGUUACGCGGCACCGCGCGCAGCUGCACUGACCAAGACCCUGGCUCGGGAAGCUGGUAGUGGCGAUGAGACCAAUCUGGACAAGGUGGCCGGUGAGGUUUUUGAUGCCAUGUUGGCACCUGGGUCUGAGUCGUGCUAUGGCGUGACACAGUUCAAGCGUGGUAUCAAGAACAUUGUUUGGGAAGACUGGCGUUCCGAUGGCAAGGUACGCGGAUAA